AUGAAUCCAAAAACUCUUGAACUCUUGAAUUCUAUCAAUGCAAACUUCGGGCUGAACCUAGAGCCUGUGAUUGAAGAAUUCAAUCGUAGCUCAAUCUCCGAUAUGACGGAAGAGCAAGAAUUCCAACUCCUUACAAUGGCCAUCCGUCCUCUAAUCGAAGUCGAACCUGACUACACUUACUUAGCUGCCCAAGUGGAAAAUGCAAAGCUGAACUUAGAAGUCAUGCGAACCAUUGGCCUAACUGACAAUGCAGACGAAUGCGUAGCCUUUAUCGACAUGAUUCACUUCGGGGUGGAAAAUCGUCGUCUAGCUCCUGAGCUGAUUAGCCUAUUUGAUCUGCCGCGUCUAGCCGAGCAAAUCCGACCUGAGCGCACAGAGCUUCUGACGUAUCUAGGCUUGCAAACUCUGUAUGACCGCUAUCUGUGUCACCAUAACGAAAAACGAAUUGAAACAAUCCAAGGUUUCUUCAUGCGCGUUGCGAUGGGUUUGUCUAUUCAGGAAGAUGACCCGACAACACGUGCUAUUGCAUUGUACCACAUGUUCUCGUCUCUUGACUAUGUUCCGUCUACUCCGACUCUAUUCAAUGCUGGCACUCUACACAGUCAAUUGUCUAGCUGCUUCCUACUGACUAUCCCUGAUGAUCUAUAUGGCAUCUACGGUCGUAUGCGUGACAAUGCAAUGCUCUCUAAAUGGGCUGGCGGUCUAGGCAAUGACUGGACUCCAGUGCGUGCAUUGAAUUCAUAUAUCGAAGGCACCAAUGGUAAGUCGCAAGGCGUAGUGCCAUUCCUCAAGGUAGCCAACGAUACUGCUGUAGCUGUUAACCAAGGCGGGGUUGAAAUGUUCGAAAUCAAAGUGAGUGCUCAAGAGCAAGACCGUGAAGGUAUCUCGCCUCCACACGUCCUCAUGCCUAAGGAAGAGCGCAAGUUGUGGAUUCUCCGUUGGAUCAAAGAGCACAAGGAAAUGUCUCUUUCUUUUCCUGAUCGUCAGGCAGUCGAGGAAUAUGUUAAAGCGACUGGGGUGCGUCUAUCGGGCAAUGGGGAGUGCUCUGAUCUAAAGACCUGCAUCAAAGAGAUGGUUCAAGCGAAGUACAUCAAACUUGAAUAUAUCCGAAAGACAUGUCAAAUCGCGUAUGGGGAGAAGAAAGGCUACUAUGCGUACAUUCCUGAUAUUGUUUGGAUUGGAAGAAAGGAAAGCAAAAAGAUGAAAGGUUUACAAGAAGGUGCAUACGUAUUAGGUACUCAAUGGGCUGAUGGAGAUUCUCGUGAGCCGUGGGCAAUCGGAUACUUUGCAGGAGUCUCUAGCACAGGCAAAUAUAAGAUUCGUAUGGAGACGGGUAAGAUCUCUGAGCAUGAAUUUAGCGUAUGCAAAGAAAUCACUCAAGAGCAAGCUCAACGGGUACUAAAUCACAAGAAUAAAAUAAACGAUAGUCCCGUGUCUUUAUGGAAGUACAUCGACUCGAAGGAAGAGCAACUGCUACAACAUAAGGAAUUACUGACGUCUAAAGGAGUACAAGUUACUCAUAUCGUGGCUAUCGAUGUUGGAAGUUGCAUAGGAAAGGAUAAUCAACUUCAAUGGGACGUCAAGCCGGACAUGAAACGCUUCUCUCAAAUGACUAGCGGUCACGUCAUCCUCAUGGGACGAAAGACGUUUGAAUCCUUGGGCCGAGUUCUUCCUCGUCGUGAGCACGUUGUCUUGACACGUGACGAAGAAUAUGCUGUUCCUGAGGGCGUGACUGUGGCGUACAAUUUAGAGCAAGCCCUCAACAGUUGUCUUGGGCUGAUCAAGCGCAAAGACCUUCCAAAGAACAUUUAUGUGAUAGGCGGAGCUGAGAUCUACAACAUGACAAUGCCUCUAGCAGACAAGCUGGAAGUCACUCACGUUCAAACACACGUAAAGGACGGCGAUGCGUUCUAUCCUCAUAUCCCUAAAGACAUGCAAUCUACCUCAUGGGUCAACUACAAAGAAGACCUUGAGACCAACACCCCUGCAUAUAGCUUUGCAACUUACGAGUAUGUAAAGUAA
Notodromas monacha is the source of this 2022-nucleotide messenger RNA. The record is from the annotation of a GenBank genome assembly. Lineage: Eukaryota; Metazoa; Arthropoda; Ostracoda; Podocopida; Cyprididae.